Molecule: messenger RNA, 4204 nt
Organism: Patiria miniata (bat star)
Lineage: Eukaryota; Metazoa; Echinodermata; Asteroidea; Valvatida; Asterinidae
Product: homeobox protein OTX-like
Exons: 5
Coding region: 766-1767 (333 amino acids)
Biological process (GO): regulation of transcription by RNA polymerase II
Cellular component (GO): nucleus
Molecular function (GO): RNA polymerase II cis-regulatory region sequence-specific DNA binding; DNA-binding transcription factor activity, RNA polymerase II-specific
Source: RefSeq, a predicted model, not a curated record
ACAUGUACGAAAUGCAUGCAACACUGGACAUUGCUGAAAGGGGAUUCUCUAGUGAUUAAUGCCAUUAUACACACUCCACCAUUGUCCCGUGUACAACUAUAAUAUCCCUCGAUCCACACCGCCGUAAACCGGCAGACGAAGACGGGCUAACACGGCGAUCCGUAACAGUCGACAUCAAUUUCAGCUGAUACAGGCUCGGAUACCUCACUAGCACUGCAACAUCUCGUAGAUGAUACAGCAUAUCCUGGACUGUUUCAGUAGUUGUUCGUUCUUUUUUUUCUUCUUCGAGCCCCUUCAUUGUCAGCUACGCGUCUUGAAUGACAAUAGCGUUCCACAGAAAGCCCCCACAGAAUAAUACCUGCCGUGCUCAAUGCCUUUUCUCUCUCUCGCUAUGUCAAUUUGCAGACUGUAACGUCACUCACGAUUCCUCAUUACCUCCCCUUUAUUGUGUUCGCGGUUAGUCAGACAACUCGAGCUUCAGCGACGAACACUUCGGGGCGACGUGCGUAGCUAGACCCGCUCAAUUCAUUUCACGUUAUCGCGGUGUUCUAACAGUUCCUCGAGAAGAGAGACGUUCUAAUCCACCAAGAGUUUGUGUUUUUCCGGGACCCUUUUGGACUCUGAAGUGUUUCAAGUGAAUUUAUACGGCAGUUGGAGUCAGUCAGCUAAAGAGACGGGAAGUUGUCACCGAGCCCCCGGAACUGUUCUUCUCAUAAGUUGUCACACACAGCACCGUCAACAACGAGCUCCCGCCCCGAUAAGUGGAUGCCCAACGCCCGCUACCUUCACUGCUUCCCUGUUGGCGGCGAGAGCUGCAUGGGGAAAUCUGACGUCAUGGAGAAAGGAUGGAUUGCGUCAUCAGUAAGCCCCGACAACAUCAAGACUGAACCUGGUGCCUUGACGGCAGUGGAGCGACACGGUAUCGACACGGCCUUCCCAAUCCGCAGUAUGAGUGGUAUGGCGUACACUAUACCCCCAGUGCACGGACCACCAAACAUGAAGGGACCCCCAUUCUCCGUCAACGGGAUCAGUCUGGCAGCCCACAACGUCGAAUCCCUCCAUCCAGCCAUGAACUACCACAACCCGCCGAGGAAAACCAGACGGGAGAGAACCACGUUCACCCGGGCGCAGCUGGACGUCCUGGAGACGCUCUUCAGCAAGACGCGGUACCCGGACAUCUUCAUGAGAGAAGAGGUUGCCUUGAAGAUCAACUUACCAGAGUCAAGAGUACAGGUGUGGUUUAAGAACAGAAGAGCAAAGUGUCGCCAGCAGGCGCAGCAACAACAGAACGGCACACCCUCUAAGCCACGCCCAGUCAAGAAGAAGUCCCCCUCCCGAGACACGCCCCCAAGCAGUGACUCCUCCCCCUCCUACAAGUCGCUGCCCAUCACCUCCAUGCCCAACAACAACAGUAUCUGGAGCCCCGCCUCCAUCCCGCCCCCGCCGCCCAUGGGUGACUCCAUCUCGUCCAAUAACAGCUGUAUGCAGCACCAGUACUCCAUGGCCAACGCCCACCAGGGGGCCUACGCCCAGAGCUACCAGUCUGCCCCCUACUUCGGCAACCCCAUGGACUACCUCUCGGGGGUGCCGCAGUUCCCUUCGGGGGGCACCCUGAGUCAGAUGACAUCGUCCAUGAACAGCCCGCACAUGAGCACAGCACCGUCACAGCUCACGCCCACACACCCUAGCAUGGGCGGGUCCAUGCCCAGCGCCAGUGCAGACUGUUUAGAAACCAAGGACCCAUCGUGGAAGUUCCAAGUCCUGUAGCUACCAAUGCGCUUGACAUUUGCCUAGACGAAAGAGAAAAAGAAAGCAGAGGUGAAACCCAUAUCAUCAAUAUACAUCGGUUUCGACAAUGAGUCCGUUGCCAUUUUUGGUAGGACAGGCGCUCCAUACGUUCUCUUCGCAUAAUGUGGUCCAAUCAACGACGACCGUGUCGAAGCUUGUGGAGAGCGCCCUCACGAACGGAUAGUGAAAAAACGAGUGACUCUGACACGUGCUCGUUUGACUUGUACUCGGGUUACUUUUGAUGAGUCCUCUGGCUGACAAAUGGACAACUGAACAGAAUUUCUCAAAAAAAAUUCAACUCGCACUGAGGGUUAAGAAGGACCACAAGUGCAGGUGAUGAUACAGAAAUAAUGUCCGUGUUACGUUGCAGUUCAUUUUUUUAGGGUAAAUAAAACCUAAAAAUGGGUUAAAACAAUACAAAAUUAAGGAACUUAGGAGUUUUGUAGCUCCAAGAAGAAUCUCAAUAAUACCUUGUACGACUUGAAAAAAAUAUCUUGUUGACAAUCGCCGAAAUGACAGGCCUACUUUUUUAGGAGUAAAUAUUAAUUUUUUUCUCCAAAUUUUCCUACUUUAAAUUAAUAUUUCAUCUUGAAUUUAAUCCUUUCCCCUUAUUUCCCAUUUUGUAAUUCCUAUUCUUUGAACUGACAAAGGUGGCUGUGAACGAUCAAAUUAUGUAAAUUAUUUUGGACUUUAUUCGGUAUACUGUCUUGCAGAAGAGCAACAAUAAAUUUCCGAACAAAUUAAGCAAACAAAAAGGGAAGAAGAAGACUUAUUUAAGGGGAAUUUUGUAAAAACAAUACUCGCAUCCCUAGACUGGAUGUGAACAAAAUGGAAGUGAUUACCAAAGGCUGAAACGAAUUCGGAUAGACUACAGGGUACUUUGUUUUGUAAGAUAGGCAACUUGAUAUCAAAAAUUUAAAUGUUUUAUAAAAACAAAAUGCAAUUAUUUGUAUAAAUUUCAGAUGCAUCACUGUCACUCCAUGCAGGGUAUAUUAUAAUGAUGAUUAUUAUUUUGUACAUGUUUAUUGCACCGGCUGCACUUGGCGGAGGCCAAUGGGGGUGUUCGGUUAGUGUUGACCCACGCUCUCUUUUGCCAUGUUCUGCUCAUCUUCUGAACAAUAAUCCCGGAGUCACCUUCUUGAAGGAACUCGGCAGAAACCUCCUCUCGCUAUAUUCAAGCUCCGGAAACCUGCCAAAUUUUCGAAUGACCCGUUGAGAGUUGUUAAACAAGCUGUCUGAUUUUCUUGGCUUUUAAGUUUCUAAAUAUUGAAUCGCCCGGCUUGACUUUCUGCCAGUUUUCAUGCAAGAAAAUUGACUCCGUUCUUAUUUUUCAUUCGUAGUUUUUUAGCUUCUUAUAAUACCGUGUGUGUUGUGCUCAAUUCCGUAGGUGUCUCGAUAGAUUAAAACAAAAUAACUAACAACUUUUGAAAUACGAAUCGCGCUAACCCAAGCGAUUCUUUCUUUGAUUAUUUAUGAUUUUUUUGGCUCUUUUUAUGUAAAUACUUAAAUAUUAUCGGAACAUUGUGGAUAGCUGAAAUCACGGAUGAACUCAAAGAUAGGUGAAUCUGUAUUCGUAAAAGAAAAAUUGUACACUUCGAUUAGGUUGUAAAAAGAAGAGGUUCCGAUAGACUUGGGAUCGUUGUUUUGUAAAUUGUUCGAGAAUAUUUUAGGAAAUACAGGGUUAAGGAAUUACAGUGUAUAGAAAAACGAAUGUCAUUUCCUUCGUUUAUUUUGUGGAGAAUAUUAGGGAUGAUUAUGGUAAUAGUUCCAAAGUUGUAUUUCUUUCUUGUCGCAAUUUCACAAUCGUUCUUUCCUUUCAAAAUGUCACGUUGAAUGUUGAUUUAUACAUUGUAGUAGUAACCUUGAAGCGCACCUUAUCAGUAAAGGGGGGUGUCCUUGAUAUUUUAUUUAUUAAAGUUUCACGAAUUUUUGUUAUUAUGCGUCGCACUGUAACUUAAACCAACAAAUCUCAAAUGAGGUAGUUUUUACCGACUUUAAUUGUCAAUUUGUUUUGUAUUACAUGUCAAGAGUCAAACAGGGAACACAGGGUAACACAAACAACAGCAAAUUUGUCUUUAUUUACAUUUGGCGGUUUUCGAAACAUUUUUUUCACCAUAUUUUACCGAUUCCCCAAUUAGUCGGGGGAAACACAUGGAGGUUAGCGAAGAACAGUUUUAUUUAUGGCACUUGAAACUAAGCAUGCUUGCUUUCUGGAGUAAUUUAUCAAAAACUAAAACGUGGAAAUUAUUACCUGUGUAGGUUGAUUUUUUAAUGAUACACCGUGAAAAAAAGGUCACCGCGGUUCUUUUACUUUUCAGAGGGAAACAAGAGUGAUUAUCUUUCAAUAGACAAUGCGUGGGUAUACGCUUGAUGGUAAUAUCGAAUUAAAAGAUCAGAAAAAAUAUGUCAAUUGUAA